AUGCUCUAUCGCGAAGUUCGCCAAAAGAGCGUCGAAUCUCCGGUCCGUUCUUCCACAAGUCCAAUCGCUAGACGACCACCGAGAAUUGCUUCGGCCCACUUCGAAAGUGACAAUGAGCUUGUCGAUGGAGCCGUAGAGGAUGCCGUCAGAGGUGGACCAAACAGAGAUCAACGAGACUCGAACCCGAUAGAGGUCAAGGUAGGUCGUCCAUUUGGUUCCACGGACCAAGUGCUACUGGCGGCCAGACGUGAAAGUGAAGAUCGAGAUGAGCUGUCAAAGAGCCAGCAAGGUGCCCACGCAUCGAAAGGACUCUACGGCGAGAGCACCUUGGGCCCUCGACCGUCAUUACCUCCACCUCUCGUCUUCUCUGUGCCUCCUCCUGGGGCCUCAACAAAACGCCUAAUUCGCUGCUCCCGUCGCCGAUUUGCAUAA
Messenger RNA from Protopolystoma xenopodis, 432 nucleotides. Lineage: Eukaryota; Metazoa; Platyhelminthes; Monogenea; Polystomatidea; Polystomatidae. The record is from the annotation of a GenBank genome assembly.